CUUAAACUUACCAAUCUUUACAAUAUCAUCAAUCUUCGUCCAUCGCCAUUCCGAGACCACCCCUACGUUCAUUUUCUCGAAAUACUGGCAUUGCGCCCAACAAGUCAAGAUGCCCAAGGCAGAGGUUGGCUCAACCAAGUACCUAAACAACAAGUUGAAGUCGAAGGGGUUGCAGCGGCUUCGCUGGUACUGCCAAAUAUGUGAAAAGCAAUGUAGGGACGCCAAUGCAUUUAAGAUGCACACGCAAAGCGAGUCCCACACGAGGAAAAUGCUACUCGUCGGCGAGGACCCCAAGAAAUACAUCGAAGAGUACAGCACCCAGUUCGUAAAAGACUUCCUUCAGCAACUACGAACCUCCCACGGAGAGAAGGCUGUGCACAUCAACCACUUUUACCAAAACUACAUCGGGAACAAGGAGCAUAUCCACAUGAAUGCCACCAAAUGGCAUUCCCUGACCGAGUUCGCCAAAUACCUAGGAAGGGAGGGCAUCUGUAAGGUUCAUGAAAACGAGAAGGGCAUACAUAUUGCAUGGGUCGAUGAUUCGCCAGACGCCUUGCGACGGAAGGAGGCGGUACGCAGGAAGGAGUUACAGGAUAAAGGAGAUGAGGAACGGGAACAGAUGUUGAUUAAGGAACAAAUUCGUCGCGCCAAGAGGGAGGCAGGUGAACAGAACGAGGAGGAGGUUGACAACACGGAAGACAAAGGGCUCAAGAGACAGGAGGGAGAGAAAAUUAAGCUUUCCUUUGGAGUAAAACCUACGACGCAGCCUGCGGCAAACGCAUCCCCGGAGAAGCCAACCCCAGAGACAUCGAGAUCGCCACCAAAAGACACAUCGAAGAACGAAUCUGAGCAAACAACAGCUCAACCUCAGCCUCAGCCUGCCUCCAGCGCCACCGAGAAACCAGCCACUGCAGCUCCCAUAUCGCUAAAGAUGGCAGCCAAGCCUCAGACCAAGAACGUAUUUGCCGCCGCAAAGAAGAACGCUCUUGCAGGAGGCUCGAAGAAGCCAUCCGCCUUCGAGCAGCCAAAGAAGAUGAGCGAGGCGGAACGCAUCAUGAAGGAGGAAUUGGAGCGCAAGAGGUCUCGUGAGGGCUCGGGGAGAGGCGGCUUUUCGAAUAAGCGGCAGAAGUUUUGAGAGGAAAAAUGAAAGGAAAGGAAAGAAGGGAAGGGAGACGAGAGCAUAAUGAGCGAGCAUGGACGGAGUAUUGGCGUUCGGGUAUACCAAUCAGGACUUUUGAUGUGUAUAGCAUUGGCAUUUAAGGAUUAAGGGGGGCCCAGGCAAAAUGCCAUUUCAAGCUCUUCGGAAAAUAAACCACAUUUUCAUGACA
Molecule: messenger RNA, 1328 nt
Organism: Hypoxylon fragiforme
Lineage: Eukaryota; Fungi; Ascomycota; Sordariomycetes; Xylariales; Hypoxylaceae
Product: domain of Kin17 curved DNA-binding protein-domain-containing protein
Exons: 1
Coding region: 110-1135 (341 amino acids)
Biological process (GO): DNA replication; DNA damage response
Cellular component (GO): nucleus
Molecular function (GO): double-stranded DNA binding
Source: RefSeq, a predicted model, not a curated record